AUGUCGCGCCGGAGGACGACGACUCGCUCGCGCGAAGAAGAAGAAAGAGCAGACGAGGACGAGGACGGGACGACGACGAACUCGGAGUCGUCGUCUCGGGGCGAUGAUGAUCCGACGACGACGACGACGAGAAGAGGCGGAGACGAUGUCGACGAGAUGUUGUUGAACCACAACAACAACAACAACAACAACAACACAUACGACGUCGGGGAGGAAGAAGAAGACGAAGAGGAGGAAUUAGGAUAUAACAGAUUUGGAUCGGUCGCCGCAGGUGGUGGUGGUCGAGGUAGAAGAGGACGUCCGCCGUUAAGGCGGAAUACGAGCGAUUCCGAGGAAGAGCUUCGUCGUCAACAACAGCAACAACGGGGACGGGGCCACGCGCCCUCGAGCGAAGACGACGACGACGAAGAACUUUCCCGAAGCGAUAACGAUACGCAAAUGUCCGUGGAUUCUGAUACCGAGGGGAGAGGUGGACUGGUUGAUAGUGCGUAUAAUAACGAUUUGAACGCGAACACUCGUCGCCGCGCGAGAGAAACGCAUAAGAAUUACGUGGACGCGCAGUUGGCCAACGCCGCCGCCGCCGGCGAAACAGAAAGAGCGCAAAGGAGGAGUCAGCGUUUACAACAACAAGGUUGGCGGGGCGCUUCCGGUGGUGGUAGUGGUGGUGCUGACUCUUUGUCCCCGUCGUCUUCCUCUUCGGAGGAAGACGAAGGCGAGGAAAUUUUACCAACUCAGCUCGAACCGGGCGUUUUCCCGUUGGAUGAAUUCAACUCGGUUGUCUUGGCGCAUAACUCGUAUCGGUACAUGCGAAAUUACCAAGGGUACUAUCCGACGAAGAUGUUGCCGUGCUUGAAAUACAUCAACGAAAACUACUUGUGUCUUUACGAGUCCAACGACAAAGAACGCGAGAAAAUUCGACCAGAGGAGGUGGAAGCGUUUAGAAAAUUUCUCUCGCAAGGCAUCCUCGUGAGUAAUUUCCACACCGUAUUGGAAGAGCUUAAAGCUUCGGCGUGGCCUAGCGACUCCUUGUUGUUUCAAUACAACUGCUUAGAAAUGUGCUGCGAAGUUGCCGUCAUAGCCUCGCAAGCGCUAAAUAUGUUUUGCAUCGAUCGCAUCUUAAUAGAGGCGUGCAUCGAUAAAGGGGACGAUAACGUAUUUAGUAUGCCGCAUAAACCAAACGAAAGUUCUGAGAACAAUAGCCGAACCGUAGGUCUUAGCGUCAAUGAUGGCGAAGAUCUCGAAGAACUAGCGCGCGCGUGCGAGAUUGAAGAAUUAACCGCCAUUUUGAGCGCGUUAGCGUUAGGUAUGAAAUCUUCGUGCGCAUUUUACGAGAGAUAUCGGACGCACAAAGUUCCAUCUUUUUCUGAUUAUAGAACUGAUAAUGAACUAUCGUGGAAAGAGACUGAGGAAGGGAAAACGAGUCAUCACAAAGAUAGCAUCGCGUUCCCAGUCAGGGUUGAAGUACCGGUUGCCACGAAAGGACGACGGAGAGCAGAGAGGGCAAAGAUGGACAGGGAGCAAGAGAAAGAAGAAGAAGGAAACGAAAACGUGAUGACGAAAGAGAUUGUCGUGAAAGCGUGGCCGGCGCAUGUCGUCGAAACUUUUGGUCAGCAAGGCGGUUGGACCUGGUUGUUGAGACUUUUGGAAGCUCGAGGUGCGGUGUUUGAUAACAAGCGCGAUGCAUUUACGAGCGGCGAGAUGGCUAAAAAUUUGAUGCCGCCUCGCCUCAUGGAGUCUGCCUGCGCGGCUCUGGCCGCAGCGACGGACGUUUUGAACGAGUCGAACGCCAAGAUACUAGUCGAUACGUUUUUAUACUCCGCCUCAAAGGUUACGGAAGCGUUGCACGCGUUGAAAAUUGAAAGCGCAAAUGAGACGACGAACAAGAAGUCCAAGAAAGGCUCUGCUGCCGCUGAGAAUAACAACAAUAGCGAGAACAGCGAUGUGGCAAAACGGCGAGAAGAUGCGAUAAAAUUUGCAUCUAUUCUAUCGCACGCGUUCAUAACUGCACAAUUUCGCGAUGGCGAGACUAUUUCGACACGAUCAGUUGAAGGCAAGAGUGUGUUUGUUGAGUUACAAAGAGCAAUUAUCGUCGCCUCGUUGGGCGUGUCUACGUUCGCCUCGCAACUCGCGGCUCUGAAGGAAAUCAAAAUAGCGCUGGAUAUGGUCGAUGCGUUCGUUGAGACCGGUAUUCAAUGGCUCGCUGAAAACGAAAUUCUGGAGCACAUUCUGCGUCCUACGUAUCUUCAUCACAGGCAGUACGUCGAACACGUUCGCGACGUCUUGGCGAAGUUAGCGCAACAUCCCAAUGUCUUAAAACGCGAACAUCUCGAACUCAUUUGGAACGUUGGUUUCACCGCAGACUCGCAUCAAGACGUUAGCAUAAACGUCUGUGAUAUGCUCGGUCAAUUAGCGCCGGUUUUAUCUGACGAGCACUUAGAUUUUGUUUUGACUCGAUUCAAAACUUUGGCAGUGAGCGGAAGUUUGGACGGGAAGACGUUGGACACUCUGAAAUCGAUUGUUACAAACCGAGCGGUUUCGGAAACCUUUGCGAAUACUAUCUUGGAGCUUCUUUUCGAAGCUUCGUGUGCGAAUGAAACGCGGGCGGUAUUUUAUCUCGGCGCAGAAGUCGAUGAGGAUGCCAAUCCGGAGUACGCAUUUCUCUUUGCGUUUUACAAAUUUACAGAAAGAGGAGCUGCUGUCCUUGACGUGAUGACUUGGAUAGACAAGCUCUUGACGCACAUAGCGUCUUUCACAAAAGAGGACGGCGGAAUGAGUUAUAAUAGCAACAGCAACAAUAGCGCGGUUUCUGUAACGAAUACCGAUCGAUUGGUGGUAUCUGCGCGCCUUCUACGGUACAUGUUUGAUUCGAACAACGACUUUACCACGAGCGACGAGAUCCCAGCGAAAGCGGAUUCAUUAGACAGCACAAGAAACGUAACUGAAAUGUGCGUAUCUGCGCUCGAGCACUCCAAAGCAUUAGAUGCACACUAUGCGGCGUCCACCGCUGUGCGUGAUGAUUUUGCUUGGGAAGAUGCUCGAAUCUUACGAUCACAACGAAGAGCGGAAGAGGUGGUGACGUUUUUGCACAACUUCUAUGAUGCGGCGCAAAGAACGUUGCAGCUCAAGAGCGGAGUUGCACUCAGAUUGUGGGACGCUCUCACCGACACAAAAGUUCAAGAAACAGAUGCGAAGAGAAACGUGUGGAUGACGAAACUUGUUGACUAUUGUUCACCAGACGCGAUAUCAGCGAUUCUAGUCGAAAGAUUGUUGAAGACGAACGUCGAGACGCAGUGCGACGAUAGUUUGUGGGAGGUUUUUUACCCAUUCUUUGUCGCAAACGCGAUGCACGAAAAAUUGAUCGAACCAAUUGGAAGGUUUAAAGGUGAUGGCUUGUGCAGUUUUAGUAGUGAAGAAGAUGUGGACGAUGACAUAUACGAUGAGAUUGGACGAGAGAAAGAACCAAAAGGAGUUAAGUGCAGACGCUUUCAGGAGAAAAGGCAAUACCGCUUCGUGAACGAACCCACGGUGGAAGAUAAAAAUUCAGACUCCAAAAAUGGAUUGGCUUAUUUUUUUGCGAUUAUCACCGAGUGCCCGAAUAUUUCGAGCGCGUGUCUUAAUACAGCGACAAUGAGGCUAAUUCGGACGUAUCUGAACUCGAACGCGGAAAAAGUGUUUCUUGAGAUUUGUGCAAAGAAAUUAACGAAAACGUGCGGCCCGGAUUUUCAAAGCAUAGAAACGCUGAACGAAAGGGAUCGAUUGAAAUGCGCGCGGUUACUCCGCGUGUUGGACGAAGUUCUCGAUCGUACGCCCUCGAGUAGUGCCAGCGGUGGCAACGACAUUAACGCAGAGUCCAUUAUUCCGCACGGGAGAUCGUUUCGAGGCGAUCCGAUGUCUAUUACCAUUUCCAUAGGUAAUUCUGGGCGGUAUCGCGGGGGCGAGAACAACGCCCGCGCCAUCUCAACGCACUCGAACGAAACUGUGGAAGACUUUUUGAACAACUUUGCGAGUGCUAAUGGUGUUGCGCGGGAUUCUUUUAAAGCUAUUUGUAACGGGAAGCUCCUGGCGACGGAGACGAGAGAAGGACGGGCGCGCUUGCUUUCGGAUUUGAACCUCCCUAAUGGGACGGGGUGCGUCCAAGUCAUUCCCUCAACUUCAAAAGUCCAAACCGAUCGCAACAAGGUGGUGCAAGAGCUUGGCAAUACCAAAGAGCUUCCUCGAGUGAUGUUAUCGAAACAGCCGAUGAUUUAUGAAGUACUCUUUGCGUUAUCACGAUCGCAAUCAGAAUUAACGACGGCGAGUCAUGGCCCUGAUGGCGGUGGCGGGGUUUCGAAAAUGGACAUCGACACCGCCGAUCUCGAAGAGGAGUGUGAAACAGUGCGACGCGCCGCGCGGAAAUUACUCGCAUCGCUACCAACUGACAAGACUGUUUAUGAUGAAGUUCUCGGCGCUAUCAGCAGCAAAGAUUCUGGUACCUCGCUUGGAAAGGUUUUGCACAGUACAUUUAGGGGUUCCUUCGCAAAAGUCGCGUACGUUUUAGAAACCGUGGACGCGCUGACGGAUUCAAUCUUUGCAUCUGACGCCGCUGAAGAGCGGAGCAAAAGCUACGCGAGAUCGUUUCCAAAUGUUGCACCGGUGCUUUUGGAUAUUCUCGAUGAUGCUUCCGGCGGAACGACGACAAAAGACGGCAGUAAAGAUUCUGAGAUCCGGCGUUCGAUUUGCGCAUCGGUGGUGAGAUUGCUCAAACCUUUCACUCUGGAUAAGAACAGUGAUACUGCGACGAUGACUUUGGUAGGAAAGAAGCACGAUUUGGUUGAACCGGUAAAAUCCAUGCAUGUGAGUAGUGAUACUUCCAACGAGUGCACGAUUGAAGGCGUGACGCUUCCGAAAGAUGCGCUUCGGGACUUUGCGGUGGCUGCAACCUCGCGCGUUUUGCGCUGCGCGGCCGCUUUUUCAAAAUCAAGUGUUCGAUCCGAAAUCCACAUCGCGUAUGAAUCGAUUCAGUUGGCUAUGGAGUUUAACAGGAUGGCAACAUUGAGAUGUACUGACUUAUCUCAAGCUUCCGUUUUUGCGGAGUUGCAACCAAAAGAUGUCUUGGAUGCGGUCUUUGGAUCCAUUUUCUGUGGUACCGCGGACGCCGCCUUUCGGGAGGUGCUCAUCAAGACGUUUCUUUUUAACCAAAAAGAAUUUUAUGCGAUUAUCAACGGAAGUGGCGUGGAUCAAAGCGAAGAAGAUAAGGAGAACGAACAGACCGAUAAUGGUAAUAAAAGUCGCGCGCAAGUUCCUCUGUCUAUCAUCACCGCCAUUCAAGAUCGACUCGAUAUCGCCGAAGAAAACGUAGAAACUUCCUUGGAAUAUUUCAAAGUGCGAAAGAUAUUUGCUUUGCACAUGCCUUCUAAAGAAGGUAACCCGCAUAUUCUGCAGUUCCUCGAGAGCGCAUUUAAGCGCGAUGUGGAAUGGGUCGUUCAACUCGCGAUGGAUCCUAGAAGUGCGGCUUCAAAUAACGCCUCGGAGACGAUCCAAGCCUCAACGACGCAGCGAUUGGAGACGAUGGCUUACUUUGCAGCGGCUGUGGAGACAAUCAGCGUGGAAGACGCCGUGCGCUUAACAAAAGCGAUCCUUCUGCGCGGUCUAUUUCCAGAACUAGAAACUGUAUGCAGAAGUCUGUGUAGUAGACGUUCUGAUCCCGAUCAAGAAAUGAUGGAAACUUUGCUCUUAAGCCAAGAUUCGCUCCAGAUGCUCGCCGCGGGGGAACGAGAAUUGUCGACGAAGUUUACCGCGCUCUUCGGGGAUCAAGAUCGACGCCCGCACGCGUUCUCAGUUUUAUCUUCUGUGUGCAAAAAGAGCGCCGAUGCUUUGUCCUUAACGCUGAGUUCUUUGUACAGAUUACACUUGUUUGACCAAAUGGACGAAGAGAACAGAGAAGCCUGCGAUUUGUUGCAAUUUGAAAUGGAAGAGCUGGAUGCACUCGAGAACAUAGAGUGGGACGUCGAACCAACCGCCGAAGUUAAUCGUCAAGUCAGUAUCCGAGGUCACCCGCUGCCAAAGAAUGUGAGCGCAAAAAUUGGACUCGUCAACGCCGGUGCGACGUGUUAUAUGAAUGCUUUGUUUCAGCAACUCUUCGCGCAACCAGGUAUUCGCGACAAGAUUUUAGCCAUCGACGCGAAGGUUGAAGAGGAGGAUCAAUCCGAGAGUCUUUUUUAUCAGACGCAAAAAAUGUUUGCUAUGCUGAAAGGAUCUUCUGUGCACACGUACUACGAGCCUAGCGAUUUGUGGCACGCCUUCAAAGACUGGGACGGGGAACCCGUAAACGUAAGAGAACACGAAGACGCGUACGUCUUUUUUACGAGGUUUCAAGAGCAAAUAGAUUCGCACUACGUCAACGCGAUGAAAGAGAAACUUAACAUCACGAGUGAAGUUGAAAAACAAGCGAAAGAGGAAGGGCGAGAACUGCCAAAGUUUAAGGGUGCGAUUGAAGAAGUUUUAGGAGGGAAGAUGGUGUCGCAAAUCAUCUGUAAGAACUGUCCGAAGCAUCGAAGCGAACGCGAAGAAGAUUUUUGUCAAAUUCAGCUCGCUGUGGGCGGUAAGCAUAAAGCGUGCGUUGAUGAUUCCAUGUCGUUGUUAACGACUGGUGAACUCAUGGAUGCCGACAACCAGUGGGAAUGCCCGGAAUGCGAGAAGAAAGUUGAUGCGACGAAGCGAACGUGCGUCCGCACGUUGCCAGACUCGCUCUGUUUGCACAUUCAGCGACUCGAGUACGAUUACGCUAUGGAUCAAAGAAACAAAGUAAAAGAUUAUUAUAGUUUCCCAAAGACUUUGGAUAUGUACCCAUACACGGAAGAAGCACUCGAAAAGGCUGAUCAAGCCGCGUUGGAGGCCGAAGAAGAGCUCGGAGCUGGAGGAACAAACGACGACGGUGGCCCGGCGCGACCGGGUACGCCUGGGAAUCUUUUGAAUCACCAUCGUCACACAUCGCGAAAGUCUAUGCGUAAUCUCAACAACAACAAGCAAAACGGUGAAUUAGAUGGAGGCGAUGGAAAUGAAAAUACCGAGGACGACGAGAAAUUGGAAUAUAGACUUUCUGGCGUCAUCGUCCACUCAGGAACUGCUUUUGCGGGGCACUAUUACUCAUUCAUUCGCGAUCGCGACGAGAAGACCGGAGAGCUCACCGGAGACGACGAUGAUCUUGGGACGUGGCGUCGCUACGACGAUACUUCUGUCGAACUGUACGAUCCAAAGUGUUUAGAAGAUGACUGCUUUGGUGGCUCUUAUGUACACCAAACGAACAACGUCGGCGAGGAGGCGCAAACGCUCACAUACGAAAAACCAAAUUCCGCGUACAUUUUAUUUUACGAGAAGAAAAAGAAGAAGAGUAAGAAAGAAUUAAACGAUUCACACAUGUCCGAUAUUGCCGAGGUGAGCGCCGGGGUUGUUGAUUCGAAUAUGAAUCCAGAGAUGGCUUUAAUGGUGGAAAAGGACAAUCUCCAGGCGACAUAUCGUGCGAAUCUCUUCGAGAAGAGCUAUUUCAACUUUGCGCUUGACCAAUUGCGCACGGCGCUCGAUUUGCUCGUCAACUCUACCUCCGCUAAUGCUACUGAGAAGAACGGCACUCCAGUAGCCAUUGGAACUAGGAAGACGUCGCGCGUUUCGCAAUCUGCCGUUCGAGCGAGCUCGUCCGAUGCCGACGGAGACGGUCGGAAGCAACCAAAGGAUAACGAAGACGACGCAGAAUCUACAAAUCUUGGUGCAAAAUGCGUUCGAUUUGCUUUUCACUUCUAUAUCAAAGUGUACGCUCGAGCGAGCUUGCAGUUGCAAAAAGACCUGCCGAAUGGCGAGGAAAUGAUCGAAUGGCAAGAAGGUUUAGGGAAACUUGUGAUGUCUUCACCAACGGCUCGACUUGAAUUUAUGCGCAUCGCCGACAAGUAUAAAGUCGAUACAAUUGCCGCGCUCACGCGCUGUAACCGCGAAGUGAUUCGUGAGAUACUCGUGAAAAUGUUCACUAAUUGUUUGAAAUUAACGCUCGUAUCCAACGAUUCAGCUUCCUUCGAACGGUUGCUGGAACAGAAGAAGAAUCACGAUUUUCAAUUGCCACCUGGAGCGGUCACAGAAACGGAAUGUCCCGAAGCUUUCGCCGCAUACGGGAUGAUUGAUACGUACGCGUGCUUUUUGAGACAAUACGCUGAUACGGAAGCAUCGUAUCAAGAAGAGAAAGAAGAGUUGGAGCGCGAGAAUAAGUUUAAGCAACGCGCGAAACUCCAAUGGGAGAGGAAACGGAACUUUUUUAUUAAUUCAUGCCAUGGAAAGCAAGUUUCGGCGGCGAUAUUUUAUGCAAUGAUUACGUGUCAAUCGGCAGCUGGAAAGAACCGCAAUGUCAAGGGCGGAGAUCAGUUGUUAGUGCACGUGUUGAUUCACCACAUGAACGUCGUUCCCGGAUUAAUUUGGAGAUACAUUGGUGCGCGUUUGAGCGAAUCGCAGACGCAAGAAAUCGCGACCGAGAAAACGAUGCUCCUGAGACUUUUGCGCAGGUUCUUGGAGGAAUUACAUUUUUGCGACAGCGGUGGUCCUCCUCCUUCGAAAUCUAAGGCGUCUUCUUUUGCAUCUGGUGACGCCGAACCUCUUCCGGAAGGAGACGACUGUGCUAAAGCGUCGAAUGAAAUUUCAGAUACCUUACUCAGCAAUAUUGAACCGUUCGCAGACGCGUUCGUUUUCGAUAACGAGGAAACCGCGAUACAAAUACUCGAACGAGCGCAGUGGAACAGCGUCGAGUUCACGAAAAAAGUCGUUGGCGAACUCUUUCGAUUUUACACAAUCUUUAGCGACCAAAACAACGAUGAAACGAAGGCAAAUUAUCAGCGAGCGAACAAAGCGCUAUUUCGAUUGAUGGACAUUGACGACGAUUUACGCGCGCAAAGAACAGCACUCAUACUCGGGUCUCCCGAGAUGCUCACCGAACAAGAAAGAAAGUCCGGGGAAUACGACGGCAUGUCCAUCUUGAGCUUGUUCAAGAUUGACGGUUUGGUGAUGUCCAAUUGGGACACCAUCCUUCGGAUGUUGCGAGCGUUUGAAGGCAAAAGCGGCAAGUUUACAAUCGACGUGGACGAUGCGGAAGACGUCGAGGAGAUUUCAGAUCCAGAUCGAAUCGUUGCGAAAUACAUAUCCUCAGCGGUGAGAGGAAUAGGCCUUCCGAUUUGGAACGAACAGUUGACCAGGUUACACGACAAAUUCGGCGGUCAGUCGCAGCAGUUUGCGGAUAACGUGAAAGCGCUGUAUAAAUAUUUCAAUGAUAGGGCGUGA
Bathycoccus prasinos is the source of this 9291-nucleotide messenger RNA. RefSeq lists its product with no specific name. The transcript has a single exon. The coding region runs from base 1 to 9291 and encodes 3096 amino acids. The record is from RefSeq and is a predicted model, not a curated record. Gene Ontology annotation, biological process: protein deubiquitination. Gene Ontology annotation, molecular function: cysteine-type deubiquitinase activity; cysteine-type endopeptidase activity. Lineage: Eukaryota; Viridiplantae; Chlorophyta; Mamiellophyceae; Mamiellales; Bathycoccaceae. Gene Ontology annotation, cellular component: cytosol; nucleus.